AUCCAUCAUUUCAUGUACUUUUUCUUUUUGGUUUGUUUUCUUUCUUUCUUUCUUCUAUUCUAUUUGUUUUGUCCAUUAGCAACAGAAUUAAGCACAAUGCAUAAUCACACCCAUCAAUACCCUCUUCCUUGUUUGUAUUGUCAUCCACAUAGCUAUAUUAGGAUGGUUCAAAAUUUGAUAGAGAGAUGCUUGAUGUUUCAAAUGAGUCAAGACCAAUGCAUAAAGACAUUAGAAGAACAUGCAAGGAUUGAGCCACUUGUUACUCUUACAGUGUGGAGAGAGUUGCAAAAAGAGAAUGAGGAGUUCUUUAGAGCAUAUUACUUUUCAGUUGGUCAUUUUGAAAGGAAACAUUGGAAAUGAUCAACCAUGUGAGAUGGAUAUAUUAGUUUGAUUGAUUAUAUAUAAGAAAUAAGUUGUAGCUAGGAUUUAUUUGAUUAGUAUUUCCUUUAGAACUUGUGAUCAUGAGGCAUAUAUAUUAUAUAUUAUAUAGUGUUUAAUGGUUAAGGUUGUACCAUAUUCCCAUUAGUUAUAACUUUUGGCCUAAUGUAAACUAUGCGACAAAACUGAUUAAAGUCUUGUAUAUUUACUUUUGCUAUUUUUAAUGUUAAGUUGAGGUUUAUAUUGUAAAUGAUAAAAGGUUCAGGUUUGAUUGUAAAUGAAGCUGUCCUUGAAAUCAUUCAUAUAGACUUAUUUCCAAAAGCAGCUAUGAAGCAUGGAGACCUCUAGGAGUUGGAGUGUUGCGGUGUCCGACACGCGUCGGUAUUUGACACUUGUAUGACACCUGUAAGAGAUGUGUCGGAAAAGU
Molecule: messenger RNA, 805 nt
Organism: Vicia villosa (hairy vetch)
Lineage: Eukaryota; Viridiplantae; Streptophyta; Magnoliopsida; Fabales; Fabaceae
Exons: 3
Coding region: 13-360 (115 amino acids)
Source: RefSeq, a predicted model, not a curated record